This is a messenger RNA of Epithele typhae, 894 nucleotides long. Its product is annotated as phosphatidic acid phosphatase type 2/haloperoxidase. The transcript has 8 exons. The annotation marks the transcript as partial. The record is from RefSeq and is a predicted model, not a curated record. Gene Ontology annotation, molecular function: phosphatidate phosphatase activity. Lineage: Eukaryota; Fungi; Basidiomycota; Agaricomycetes; Polyporales; Epitheliaceae. Gene Ontology annotation, biological process: phospholipid metabolic process.
GCUGCAUUUUUCGGGCUCAACUUUGUUCCUGGCUUCAGAAGAGAGUUCUCUCUCACAGAUACUUCGCUAAUGCACACUUUUGCUGAGCAUGAACGAGUUCCACCUUGGUUGCUUUAUGUAAUAUUCGCGGGAGGGCCUCUUAUCCUCAUGCCCGUCAUCAACCUGCUCAGCGUAAGGUCGUGGUGGGACUUUCACAGCAGCUAUCUUGGAUGGCUUUUGUCAACUUCUAUUACUGGCUGUAUCACACAGUUCGUCAAGGUCACCGUUGGACGACCUCGUCCAGACUUGAUUGACCGCUGCCAGCCGGUCACUGGUGCUGCGGACCCUUCAUUCGGACUGUCUACUUCCGCCAUCUGCACCCAAACCAGUGCGAAAAUAUUAAAGGAUGGGUUCAGAAGUUUCCCUAGCGGUCACUCCAGUCUCUCGUUUGCCGGUCUGGGCUUCCUCGCCUUCUAUUUGGCUGGGAAAUUACACCUUUUCGACAAGCGUGGGCAUAGCGUAAAGGCAUGGCUUUCCCUGGCCCCUCUGUCGGGAGCUGCUCUUGUCGCCAUCUCACGCACAAUGGAUUAUCGUCACCACUGGCAAGAUGUCCUUACGGGCUCUGUUCUCGGGCUUACGAUCGCCUACUUCUCCUACCGCCAGUACUAUCCGAUGCUGGAGUACGAGGCUUCUCAUCUGCCUUAUCCCCCUCGGCCUCAGCGUGGAGGACGCGACCGUCCGAGAGAGUCUCAAAUAGCCUUCGGCAGCGAAGGCGCACAGCCAGGGCACGCCGCUCUGGGGGGGCGGUCAAGAAACACAGAUUCGCGCUACACUGAUCACGACAGCGUGGAAGAUCUGGAAACAGGUGUUCGCCUGGAAGGAUCAAGCAAUGAAGUGUUGAAGGGUGCUCGGUAG